GUAAAAUUGGUUGUAACAUUCAAAGCAUGUGAAGAAUCAUACUAGACCAUACUUAUGGAUUAUCCACUUACUUUAAUAGUAUAGUACUUGAUAGCACCCAAAUGAUUACAUACAAAAAAAAAAAAAAAAAAACUUAAAAGGGGCAAGUUGAGAAUCCAAUGGUAGAGCUUAGAUCAAUCAAUGAUGAGAAUACAGCUCUCUAUCAUCAUCAUCUUCUUCUUGCCAAGCUUUGAAAGCUGCAGCUCAGAAGACAAAACUACCCUCCUCAAAAUCAAGAUAUCCCUAAACAACCCUCAAAUCCUCAAUUCUUGGGAUCCACGCACCGACUGCUGCAAUGACUGGAUCGGCGUGGAGUGCACACACCGCCGCAUCACCGGUCUCACCGUCGCCGCCGGGGACGUCGUUGGUCAUAUAGCGGAGGAGAUCGGCGACCUCCGUGACCUCGUUAUCCUUGACUGGAGCAGUCUAUAUCGUCUCAGAGGAACUAUUCCACGCUCCAUCACCAAGCUCAAAAAUCUUACUUACCUCCGGUUUAGGGUAACCGAACUCUCCGGUCCAAUCCCUGAAUACAUCAGUGAGCUUCAAAACGUAACGUUCUUGGACCUCUCCUUUAACCGGUUUAACGGCUCAAUACCCGGUUCGAUUUCCCUUAUGCCGAAGCUUGAGGCCGUACAGCUCAAUCGUAAUAAGUUAACCGGUUCUAUACCGGAAUCGUUCGGUUCUUUUGUAGGAAAGGUCCCGGAUCUCUACUUGGGUAAUAAUCGCCUCUCAGGAAAAAUUCCAAAGUCGUUAUCCAAAUCCGACUUCAACACUCUGAGUUUGUCAGGAAACAAAUUAAGUGGAGAUGCUUCGAUGUUUUUUGGACGUAACAAAACAACCGUAACACUGGACUUGUCUAGGAACAACUUCCACUUCAAUCUCUCAAAGGUGAAAUUAGCCAAGAGCUUGGUGUCACUGGACCUUAGCCAUAACCGUAUUUUCGGAGAGCUUCCUUUGGAGCUGACCAAUCUCCGUCUUGAUCAUUUCAACGUAAGUUUCAACCGUCUCUGUGGAUCUACCCCACAGGGCGGUCGGCUCCAGUCCUUCGAGGUCUACGAAUUCUCUAACAACCUCUGCCUAUGUGGUACGCCACUCGAACGUUGUUAGCCUAUCAACUGGAAAUUAAAUACGUUUUGAAAACGUCUUAUGAAUUUUUUAUUAAUCAUGCAUGCAUUUU
Messenger RNA from Capsella rubella, 1216 nucleotides. Its product is annotated as leucine-rich repeat protein FLOR 1. Bases 181 to 1146 code for a protein of 321 amino acids. Gene Ontology annotation, molecular function: protein binding. The transcript is spliced from 2 exons. NCBI's taxonomy places the organism in Eukaryota, Viridiplantae, Streptophyta, Magnoliopsida, Brassicales, Brassicaceae. The record is from RefSeq and is a predicted model, not a curated record.